Messenger RNA from Pseudomyrmex gracilis, 1882 nucleotides. It is a transcript of the gene Es2, whose product is annotated as protein DGCR14 homolog. The coding region runs from base 229 to 1677 and encodes 482 amino acids. The record is from RefSeq and is a predicted model, not a curated record. NCBI's taxonomy places the organism in Eukaryota, Metazoa, Arthropoda, Insecta, Hymenoptera, Formicidae. Gene Ontology annotation, cellular component: catalytic step 2 spliceosome. The transcript is spliced from 3 exons.
GAGCUAUAAUUGCAUCAAAUUGAACAAUACAGAAUUUUAACCUCUAAUAAAAUCAGCACAAUACAGAAGAAAGACUGUGUUAAAAAGCUCAUAGUCAAGGUUGUAAACACAGUAAAUAAAUGGAAAUUUUUUCAUAGCUGAUACUGAACAUUUCUGAGAAGUCAAAUAUUUAAUUUAUAUUUCGCCACGUUUGUGACUUGUUGGUGUUGCAUAUACAUACUAAUUAAAAUGAGUGAUUCUGUUAUCGAUAGCCCAGGCUCAAAAGCUCUUGAAGCUGCUAAGAAUAUAAAGGAUUUAGCUAUAUUCAAGAAACCUAUUGGAUCUGCAAAAAAGAGUAAAAGCUCUCAACCAAAGAUCUUAGAUGAAGAUACAUAUAUUGAAAGGAUGGGUGAAAUUAUUCAAAGAGAUUUUUUUCCACACUUGAAAAAAUUAGAAGCACAGAACGAGUACUUGGAUGCAUUAGAGCAAAAUAAUGUGGAUAGAAUGAGAGAAUUGUAUGCAAAAUAUAGUUUUGGCAGACCUGCCACUGAGAGACCAGUCAGUCCGGCAACAUUUGAAACUCCAUUACGUAGAAAUGAAUCAGAGGAAUCAUCUUGCACAUCUAAGAAUUCAUCUGAAGAAACAUCUGAAUCAAUAACAACAAAUAACAAAACAGAAAGUAAGGUUAGUUUGGAUGAUUAUUUGAACACACACACAAGUGAAGAUAAUGCUAGUUUUGAAGAAAUGAUGGUUGAAACAGAGAACAAACGUAAACUGAAAUAUGCUUGGCUUUAUGAAGCUGAAGAAAAGUCAAAAGCGUGGCUUGCCAUAGACAAAUCUAUAACUGACAACUUGACAAUCAAAGACUCGAAUUGCAGACCUAAUCAAAUUGACAGUUGGACUUACAAGAAUAAGAAUUACAUUAUGUAUAUUCCUGAUGGUGUGGAACUUACAGCCGAAGAGAAGAUAGAAUUAGCCAAACAGAAACAAACUGUAAUGCAUGAAAACACAAGACUGAGAACAAAUCCAUUUAAUGAACAACAAAAUAAAGAAACCAUCAGUGAAUUAGCCAAAUCACAGUCUAAAGCUAACGACGGCAAGAUUGGCGUUGAUGGUAAAGAAGUCGUCAGGAAUGCAACACCACGGAUAAAUGGUUUUAGUUUUGUUGCAACACCAAGCCCAAGACCAGGAGAAUGCGAAAGUCCUUUGAUGACGUGGGGUCAAAUUGAAGGGACGCCUUUUCGAUUGGACGGCAGUGAUACUCCUUUGCUGACGACGAGUCAGGGCCCUUCUUUCAGAAUAGCAGAACCACCCAAAAGGGAACAACUGGCAUUACAGUUGGCUGAGAAAGUUGGUGAAAGACACAGAGAUCGAAAAAGCAAAGCUUUGGAAGCAGCUAGAAGAUCAUUAGCCACUCCAUCACCAAAAUCGACUAUAGAUCGUUUGAGUACUAUGUCUCCUGCGGCAAGAAGAUUGGCGACGCAGAAACUUCGGAUAUCAAGUACGCCUUCUCCUCGGCGAACUCCGUCUAUAAGACACGUCACAACACCGGGCACACCGCGUGCGGUCACAUCAGUCAAACACAACACUUUGCAAAAGCUAGAAACAAAUUUGCGGAUACAAGGACCUGUAUUGACCGACAACUUACUCAAUCUACCUUUGCAGCGGCAACGAGCUUCAGACUUUUUUAAUAAAUGAAAACCUUCACUAAAAUUCUAAAACGAAAUAAUUGAAACCUCAAAUCUUCGAACGUUGUUAAUAAAAAUAACGUUAUUAACUCAAGCUUGUAAAUAUAGCAUAUAUAUAUAAUGUAAUAUCUACAUGAUGCAAUAUCUGUUUCUUAAUUUAUCGAACGUCAAAUAUAUUUACUACGCUAAAAUAAAUAAAUAAUAUUUGUGUAUAC